Molecule: messenger RNA, 4920 nt
Organism: Exaiptasia diaphana
Lineage: Eukaryota; Metazoa; Cnidaria; Anthozoa; Actiniaria; Aiptasiidae
Product: erbin
Exons: 22
Coding region: 514-3696 (1060 amino acids)
Biological process (GO): neurotransmitter receptor transport, endosome to postsynaptic membrane; neurotransmitter receptor transport postsynaptic membrane to endosome
Cellular component (GO): postsynaptic density; postsynaptic membrane; adherens junction
Molecular function (GO): protein binding
Source: RefSeq, a predicted model, not a curated record
UGGUUKACGAUAAAUACGAUAAGUAAAAGGCGGUUUGUUUGCGAAGUGCGGUGAGCCAAAAUAUGCAGCAAAAUUCGGCGAUCCACAUGACGUCAUGCGUGUAAUUGGUCUUGUUGCUGAUUGGUUAAUGGUACAAUGAUGGACGGAAAGAUACCAAUUGAAUGCUACCUGUGUAAAUUUUCAAUUAGCAAAUUUUAAACUGUUUUGGCAUCCACUGUAAAGCCAUGUUGUGUUAUGAUGGGAAUAAUGUGACUCACUGUAAAGCCACGAAGGCAUGAACCAGGAGAAAAUUCCCAAUUUCAGAAGAGUUUUAUUUUCAAAAAGAAAAAUUAUUUUUCAAAUCAUGUAAACUGAUGUCUGUGUGCACGUCUGGAAAUUGGCCAUAGUCAAUCUUCUUCGUUUACGAUUUCUUUUUGYGGAGACUUCAUAUGUGUGUCUUAGAUAGCUGUAUUUUGUCAUUCAUGGAUGAGCUAUUCCGGUCUUUGUCGUGAGUGACAGUUCUAGAGUAAUACAAUGCCCUGGUGGUUCAACUCGAGUUGCUUUGCCGCUGAACUUGAGCAGGCAUCAAUGGCGGUACUGGAGCUAAGUCACUGCAGCCUCACAACUGUACCUUCGGAUAUCUUCAAAUCCAAAGAAGGAAAGCUUUUAGAAGAGGUUUAUUUAGAUGCCAAUCAACUACGCGACCUUCCUCGAGCUUUAUUCAGUUUACAGAACCUUCAAGUUCUGAACUUAAGUGACAACGAACUUACGAUAAUUCCUUCGGCCAUUUCAAACUUGGUAAAUCUUCGACAAGUUAACUUUAGCAAAAAUGGUAUUAUUGAUCUGCCAGAAAACAUCAAAAACUGCAAAAAUCUACAAGAGAUCGACGCWAGUGUGAACCCCAUUGGCAAGAUUUCAGAAGGUGUCAGCCAGUUAUURAACUUAACCCACCUGUAUCUCAAUGAUGCUUUCAUAGACUUUCUACCUGGAAAUUUUGGAAGACUUGGAAAAUUACAAAUUUUGGAAUUGCGUGACAAUCAUCUGAGGGUGCUUCCCAAGUCUAUGGCACAGCUUUCAAAAUUGGAACGWCUUGACAUUGGAAGCAAUGAAUUYGUAGAAAUGCCUGCAGUUGUUGGGUGUUUGCUUAGCCUGAAGGAACUCUGGAUAGACUCAAACUCUAUUAAAGAGCUUAAACCRGAAAUAGGACUGCUGAGGCAGCUUGUAUUUUUGGACRURUCAAAGAACAGGCUAGAGUGGCUCCCCCCUGAAAUCGAAUCACUUCAGUCAUUAACUGAUCUUCAUCUUUCUAACAAYUUAUUGAUUGAGCUGCCCGAGCAAAUAGGUUUUCUCAGUAGCCUUCAAACUCUGAAACUAGAUGAAAAUCACUUAGGGGAACUACCAAGUGGCAUAGGAAGACUGCAGAACUUAGAAGAAAUUGUUUUAACUUGUAAUGAGCUUGAGGAGCUCCCGUCGUCUAUGGGGUAUCUACGCAACCUCAGAGUUCUGUAUGCUGAUGAAAACUUUUUAGAAUCAAUACCAGCAGAAUUAGGUAGCUGUUCAUCAAUGACCAUACUGUCAUUAAGAGACAACAAAUUACAGCAUAUCCCAGAAGACAUUGGUAGAAUGCCGAACCUUCAGGUCAUCAACUUAGCAUGUAACAAAUUAGAAUAUCUUCCUUAUACAUUUCACAAACUGGACAAUCUGAAAGCCUUGUGGUUGUCUGAAAAUCAGUCCAAGUCAAUUGUCCCACUGCAGUCUGAGUAUAACAAAGCAAAAGGAACGCAUGUCUUGACGUGUUAUAUGUUUCCACAAAACCCUGUACCAGAAGAAGACAAUGUUUCAAUGAAUUCCGUUGAGAUUCACGAUGACAGGGAAAACGGUAAUCUCGACGCAGUGACGCUAGAAACAUUACCAGAGCCAUCUUCAACUAUCCCUCCACAGAGGUCGUCAAUAGUGUUUGAUAUCGACGAGGAUGAUUAUCUGGCUCGAUUAGCAAGGUUCAGUUCACCGUACCCUAAGGAUGUGAGGGACCGGGCAGCACAGUAUCUUGCAAGUCGACGACARCAAGUAGCACACGACAAUAACAACCAGCCAGCGGUAUCCACCAGACAUCAUCAUCAUCAACAUGAACAGCAAAGGGAUCAGCGUCAUCCUCUAAAUCCAGUAGCCAGCUCGGAAAUUGAACCAAAUCCACAGGASCCCCGCGUUAGUCAAGGUGUCCCGACUACUCGUAUCUCUUUAAAGGCAACCGUCCCAGAAUCCUCRCGAGAUAUUGCAACAGUUCCWGUUGUGAGCGAUUUCUCUCAAGGAGAACGUCCAUUACGAGAACUUCCCGACAGGGGGAUGGAAGGGACAAGAAUUAGACUAGGGAACGACGCACGGGGAACUGGUGAAAUCCCGUGGUAUGAAGAACCGCAACGUGAUUCCAGCGAAUCCGGAUCGGUCGUCUCUUUACAAUCAAACCAAAGUGCAUCAAUGAAUCCAAUUGGUCAAAGAAAUGUCGCUUCCUCUUCGAUUAGACCGACACUUACCGAAGAGACAUCGAUUGAAAUACGAAGAGAACCCGAGAGGCUGAUACAUGGCGAAAGUAGUACGAAUGGCGUCUUACUGCCCAAUGGUCAAAUGCCAAUCUAUCCGCCACAUACUCAAAAUAUGCGAGCUCCCCAAGCCGUCCCACCACCGGUAUACAGUAGUCAAACACAUCAGUCUUCAUCAAGUUACGCUUCAAGUCUGCCUUCCCAUUAUUCAUUUCGCGAGGAGGCGCCUAGUUCCAGUUCUUCCAUWAGAAACCCGCCGACGGGAGAAUGGGUUCAACACAAUCCUCGUGAUUCCCACGGAUCUUCGGUGAGUUACGAUGAUGUUCACUCCUUUCGUUCCGAAGAGCCGAGCAUGGUUUACGGAAAUAAUCGGAACAAUCAACCCGUACUUAGACCUCCGUCGUAUCACGAAGCCAUUGGGCACAGGAAUCCCAAUGAAGAAAUAGUCAAUCAUAUAUACGUCGACCAACUUCGUCCUAAUCCCCGAAGRACAAUCGAUACCACAUCGGAAAUCGAUCCUCGUUUUUCACCKCCWCCCGGAUACUCUACUAUAGAUCCACGAGURUGGUCCCAAGAAGGCUAUCCCCAGCCUCCUCGAUCGACCUAUGAUGGCACAAUGACUACCGGGGCRCCUACUUCCGGUUAUGUAACUUCCGGUAGACAGCCAGUGUCGUUAUCGCGACCUGAGGCAUCGCGGGUUACGCAAACCAGCCCAACAUACGCCUCAAACACCCAGGACACCGARCACUUCGAAGAAAGAAUGCGUCAGAUGCAAAUUCAAAGRAGAGAAGGYCGYCGUGUGAUCGACUCAACUUCRUCCGAUCAAGAUAUUACUUACGCACCCCGAAGUCCUACCGAAGAAGCUCGGGCGCCUCUUGCAUCACGUGAUGACGAGGAACAGUUUAUAGUUCGAAUACAUAAAAACCCCAAUCUUGGGUUCAGUAUCGCUGGUGGUAAAGAAUCCACAACGAAUCCUUACGACCCUGCAGACCCGAAGUGUAUCUACGUGACUAAAGUUCAGCCUGAAGGUCCCGCUGCUUAUUCGUUAAAACCCGGUGACAAGAUACUCGAGGUAAAUGGUAUCAAUUUAAGAAAUAUUUCCCACGAACACGCAGUUACGUUCCUAAAGAACAAUCAAAUAGUUGAUCUAUUAAUAUCACGUAAAGCAGAAGAAUUAUAAACGUAAGCAUGCGUAACGUAUACGCAGAGAUUACGCAGAUUACGCAGUCAAUGCGUAUAAAUACGCAUUUGUACGUAGGGUACACGCAGAGUUUUCGCACUCAAGAACUAUGGACACGCACGUGUAUGUAGUGUUAGGAUGUUAUGGUAAAGCUACAGUAACAUUACGAUCAAAGCGUUAUCUGAACCGGUUWCUAGAUAACGUAACAGUUUUACGCAACCGAAACGCGUAAAUCAGCAACUAUAAUGAAGUGGCAUAUUGUAAAGAACUGUAAGUGGUGCGUUUCCGUAUUUGCCGUAGCGUAUUCUUGUCAAUUGUACGGAAAMUYGCUCCAAACAGGCAAUUUUGGGGUGAAAUAUCAGUUUUACUGUGAUAUACAUAACUGAGAAAUAUCAAAGAUUAUACGGUUGUAAAUUUUUAUUGAAUUAGGCUCUGGAGAUGUAUAGAGGAAAAUUAUAUUAUGAUCGCCUGAAACGUUUUUAUUUUCACUAAAUGCCUACCAACUUUAGAGUACAAGCGACGACACCAUUGUGUUCUGAUAAUGUAGUUAGAGUAGUGCUGUACCCGAGAUACGAAAUAAUACGAUCAGUCUACUUAUCGGGUAUACUGUCAAGAUUGGAUCCAGGGGGGUGGGGGCAAAGGGGUGCUAUAGACCCCCUCCGAGCAGAAAAAAGUUAACUGUUUUUUAUUAUGUUUUUUUUUUUAAUUUUCAAUGUUAUUUAUGACAAAUAAAGACAAUUAAGCUCUCCUUUAAAACCAUUUGGAUUUCAGCUGGAUCCGUUCUUGACUUUACGAAUUACGAUCACUGCAGACUGKAGCCAAAGUGAAAACGGUCGCCAUAUUGAAUCGCGUUUAGRUUGUGGRAUGUCUUUCUUGGAUCCUUUUUUUGCUUCAUAAUUCGCUUUAAAAAUAUAUCUGAYUUUUCGAUGUUAAUCUCUAUAACUGCAUCGGAAAAAAAACGAUUCAAUAUGGCGGUCGUAUUUAUGAACUAUGAAAUCCCCUUUUAGCAGUGAUAACCACAAUGCAUUUCGAUAUGUGAAGAACCUAUCUUCGGUACUCGCCUUUUAAUGAAAUAGUUUACUACCACUUAUUAUAAAUGGUUGUCCGACAAUUCUCAGAGCGUAAUGCAUACUGGUUUAAUUUUCGUUUGUUAUAUACUGAAUACUAUGAAAAAAAUAAAUGUAAAGAAAUGCCACAGAAAAUAUUACACUAGAAUUUUGAAAA